CGGGGAGCUCGGCCAGGCCCGCGCCACAGCUCCGCGCGCUGCAGGUGGAGCCCUCCUUCCCCGCCAAGCGCGCUGGCGAGGGGCACCCGCUGCCCGCAGCUCGCCCGCCGUCCCCGGGCUGCGCGGCGGCGCCUCGCCCAUGGCUGAGGGCCGGCGGCGGGAGGACGAGGAGGAAGAGCUGCGAGAGCGCCGCGAGCUUGGGGGCCCGCGCCGCGCCCGGAGCCGCGCGCUCCCGGGCCACUCGGCUGCAGAUCGCAACGAGCGACAUAAGCCAGAACAUCGUUCUUCAAGCCAAGGACCCCUGUCAUCCAUUAGAGCUGUAAUCAAGAGAUCUUCUCGGACCUGUAUUCAAAGUGAACUUCAUCGGGAUAGGAGGCGCCCAGAGAUCACCAUCGUGGCAGCAGAGCCACUGAGGCCGGCCUCGUGGUUUCCAGGAGCUCCACCACCAGGACUGGGAUUUCCCUCCACGCCUGUAGCAGGCCCUUGGAGGCCCCAAGACUUGGUUCCUGCUGAGCUCCCGCCCUCCUAUGAACAAGUGAUAAAAGAAAUAAACCAAGUCCAGGUUAACUCCACAAAUAACAAUAAUGCUGCUGCCACUCCAAGGAGGACUAUUACUUCUGCAACGCAGACUGACUUUCCAGAAGAAAUAGACAGCGAUCCACCUCCAACACUACAGGCGCCUCUCAAGCCUCUCCAGCCCUCACCAGCAGCCUCAGCUGGUAAUCUCCCCCCAGGUGUGGCACCUUUAAUAGUCUUCGAUAUUUGUGAAGAGCAAAAUUGUCCUGAAAACCCCAGUGCUACAAGAUGUCCGGUGCCAAGACCAAGGUCAAAAGGCAACCUCAGACCAGUAGCUAGGGAUGCUAACAGUAAAGAAAAAAACAUCCCGAAAAGCCCAGUGACCCCCAGAGAAGACUGGCCACCCCAGUGUCUGCUGGACAGCACCUGUAAUUUAGAUAGCCAGGCAGUGAUGAACAUUAUGAACACAGAACAAAGCCAAAAUACCAUUGUUUCCAGGAUCAAGGCAUUUGAGGGUCAGACAAACACAGAAAUCCCAGGACUGCACAAGAAACCCGAGAUUAUUCCUCGAACGAUUCCCCCGAAGCCUGCUGUUUCCUCAGGGAAACCCUUGGUGGCGCCCAAGCCAGCUGCUAACAGAGCUUCUGGAGAAUGGGACUCGUGGGCCGAAAACAGGCUCAAGGUGACUGCCAGAGAAGGGCUCAUCCCAUACUCAUCGCCACCAGAAGCCGGAAUCAUCCCAGUAACCAAACCUGAAUUGCCAAAGAAACCAACUCCUGGCCUUACACGAAGCGUGAACCAUGAGACUUCUGGAGGAAGAUCCAUGGUUGAGAGCCCUGAUGCGGGGAAGAAAAUCCCAACUCCUGCUCCCCGGCCUUUGCUGCCGAAGAAAUCAGCCUCCCCAGAUGCCCCGCCGUACCCUUCGGUUCCACCGAAACUAGUUUCUGUUCCUCCCCGACUCUCAGUAGCGUCACAAGCCAAAGCGUUCAGGUCACUUGGAGAAGGGCUGCCAUCCAACCCCUCAGCUCCAGCUCCACAGAGCAAAGCCCUAGGGGACAUCGACCUCAUCAGCUUUGACGAUGACGUAUUGCCCACCGCGGGGUGCUCAGCUGAAGAACCCGUUAGUUGUGAGACGGUUCUAGAUCCCUUUCAGCUCCCCACAAAACCAGAAGCAACAAAAGAAAGAGCAGGGCAGCCGGCGCCCACCAGGAAGCCUACUGUAAUAAGAAUCCCAGCCAAACCAGGAAAAUGUUUACACGAGGAAUCACAAAGCCCACCUCCUCUCCCUGCUGAAAAGCCGGUUGGAAAUACUUACAGUGCAGUGUCUGGAAGACUCAGUAACUCUGACAGAACUAGGAACCCAGAACUGGAGCAAGCCAGUGAAUCAGGAGGCUUGAUACAAGGACCCCCCAGGUUGCCACCAAGGCCUGUACAUGGAAAAGUCAUUCCAGUUUGGAGGCCUCCCCCCAAAGGGGCCCCUGAGAGACCACCACCCCCUAAACUUUCUGCAACCAAAUCAUCAAAUAAAAAUCUGCCUUUUAAUCGAUCCUCCUCUGAUAUGGAUCUUCAGAAAAAACAAAGUCACUUGGUAUCUGGACUCUCAAAAGCCAAGAGUCAAAUCUUUAAAAACCAAGAUCCGGUGCUACCCCCUCGUCCUAAACCAGGACACCCUCUCUACAGGAAGUACAUGCUGUCUGUGCCUCAUGGGAUUGCCAGUGAAGACAUUGUCUCCCAAAACCCCACGGAACUCUCUUGUAAGCGUGGGGAUGUACUUGUGAUCCUGAAGCAGGCAGAAAAUAAUUACUUGGAAUGUCAACGGGGAGAAGGCACUGGCAGAGUCCACCCAUCCCAGAUGAAGAUUGUCACUCCCCUUGACGAGCGCCCAAGAAGCAGACCUAACGACUCAGGCCAUGCUCAGAAGCCCGCAGACAGUGGUGCUCCUCACGCUGUGGUUCUUCACGACUUCCCAGCAGAGCAAGCUGAUGAUCUGAGUCUCACAUCUGGAGAGAUUGUUUAUCUUCUUGAAAAAAUAGAUGCAGAGUGGUACAGAGGGAAAUGCAGGAACCAGACUGGCGUGUUUCCUGCCAAUUACGUCAAAGUCAUUGUUGAUAUCCCAGAAGGAAGAAGUGGGAAAAGAGAAUCAUUUUCAUCUCACUGUGCUAAAGGCCCACGAUGUGUCGCUCGGUUUGAGUAUAUUGGAGACCAGAAGGAUGAGCUAAGUUUCUCAGAGGGAGAAGUCAUUAUCCUUACAGAGUAUGUGAAUGAGGAAUGGGGCAGAGGAGAGAUCCGAGACCGAGCUGGGAUCUUCCCGCUUAACUUUGUGGAGCUCGUUGAGGACCACCCCACAUCUGGUGCAAAUAUCUCAAAUACAAAGGUGCCACCAAAGACCAAAAAUGAAGACCCUGGGUCAAAUCCUCAGGAUAGCAGCCCUCCUGGAGAAUGGUGCAAAGCUCUUCACAGUUUCACAGCAGAGACCAGCGAGGACUUACCCUUCAAACGCGGAGAUCGGAUCCUGAUCCUUGAGCGUCUAGACUCUGACUGGUACCGGGGCCGACUGCAUGACAGGGAGGGCAUCUUCCCAGCAGUGUUUGUGCAGCCCUGCCCAGCUGAGGUGAAAGCUGUGGCUCCCACGGUACUGAAGGGAAGGAAGGUUAAAGCCCUGUAUGAUUUUCUUGGGGAAAACGAAGAUGAACUUUCUUUCAAGGCUGGAGAUGUAAUAACAGAGCUGGAGCCCGUGGAUGAUGACUGGAUGCGUGGAGAACUAAUGGGAAGAGCUGGAAUAUUUCCCAAAAACUACGUUCAGUUUCUGCAAGUCAGCUGAAGGUGAAGCUUGGCUGUUCCUUGGCACGAGAACUCACUUGAACAUUCACUUUGACUAUCAGAUAUUUGCACUAUUUUUUUUUAACAGAAAGAGAAGUAUCUAAGAUGUACGUGGUACACUAGAAUUUCUGAGGCCAGAAAACAUGUAGGUUUUAUAGCGUAGCUUCAUUCAUAGUGGAAAGGUGUAUGUAGAAACCGUAUGUAGAGUACAUGUACGUAGAGUGAGGAAGCUGGCGGGAAGCGUUAGCGGGGAUGGAUGGCAGGCGACGCACUUCCCCUGGGAAAGCAUCUACUGCAGGCAGCAUGGGUCGGCUAACAAGCAGGAACUGUACUCGUACACCUGUUCCAUCAACACACUGAGUUAACUAUGCUUCUUCAUUUUCUACUUUAGUUUUAAAAAGUGGACGUUUGACAUUCUACAUGCUGUAACUAUCAGGACAUGGAUGGUAAUCUGAAUUUCGUUUUUGAUAUUCAAAUUAAUUCUCAUAGCUUGAGCACAUUAGUCUUAGUUCCAGGGCAAAUUCUUGCUGCAGGACAGAUAGUUUGGUAACUAGUGGAACAUUUACAAGCAGGUAGGGAAAUAAGCUCAUGUUCCUCCAAGUGCUCCUGUGUUUCCCAGCGUUCCCCAUUUGUCCAGGGACUUGAAGGGGUCAAAAGAACCAAAACCAUCCCUGAGAUGCCUUGCUAACACAACUAACUCCUCCACAGACAUGCCACACUUACCUCUUCCUCAGUGUAUGUAAACUUUAUGUUAACAGGGUUAUUAUAAAGCACAUUUUCUGAAUCUGCAAUCAUUCCUUUGACAAUUACUGGUACCCAAAGGAAAACUCAUUUUCUUUGCAUUACCCCAGUAAUACAUAAAAGCUGUGUCUUGUUAUAGUAGUACAUUAUGAAUCUUGGAUAGUAUCUUAGAUUACAGAGAAGAUGGUAAGAUGAAAAACAAUACCAAGCCCCCAUAGCUCAUUUCUUCUCAAUAUAAUCAGAAGUUAAAUAACGUAAGAGGCCUGAAGGCUGGUGCAGUACCCGUCCCAUCCCCAGCGUAUCUCCACAGUUAUUGGAAUGAAUACAAGACCACUUUCCCGUCAUCCAGGGUCACACGUUCUGAGUUUCAAAAGUGGUUCUUGUGUGAUUGAAUCAAUUACAGUUUACAAACUAAAGCCAAAUGCUUUGAAGACAAUCUAAUGGCUCAGUGGGUUGACAUUUCACUGGAGAUGUGAAACACUCUCCAGCAGGUUCGUGGCUUUCUUCUGUUUUCAAGAAGAGUUCCAUAUGCUGGACCAUAUCAUUGUUUUCCCCAUUAUUCAAAACCUGGGCGGCCAGUGGUUUCCUGAACAUGUUGCUCCUGUAAGGAAAUAUUUACUUUGUUUUCUGCUAAAUUUCCUAUCCCUGGCAUCUGAUUACAUUUGAUUUUGGCAUUUAGGAUCUGGGGUUUCUAUUACAUGUUUUUGGUUAAGAGUAUUUAAGGAAAAUCAUUGUAGGUUUUUACUCAUGUUUGUUUUAUGAGAAUAAGAUGACUUAAAGUGUUUUCCAAACUCAAUUCUCAUUGGCAGCAAGCCAUACAAGAGCAAGAAGUGGGCAGGGGUGUGGAGAGGGGUAUGAAGUGUGUCUUUGCCUGUGAGAUUUUAACAUUUAAUAGUGAAGAUUCUGAACAACCUAUCUCUGUUGAAGGGAAAAUCCCUCUAAACAUUGGCUCUCUGUAAGCAGGAUAAGUGCAAUAGCUGUGUAUCUACUUGACACCAUAAUAAACUGAACUCAGCUUUUCAAUCUUUA
Messenger RNA from Arvicanthis niloticus (Nile rat), 5106 nucleotides. RefSeq names its product SH3 domain containing 19 (gene Sh3d19). The record is from RefSeq and is a predicted model, not a curated record. NCBI's taxonomy places the organism in Eukaryota, Metazoa, Chordata, Mammalia, Rodentia, Muridae. Gene Ontology annotation, molecular function: protein binding.